Hydatigera taeniaeformis is the source of this 438-nucleotide messenger RNA. The record is from the annotation of a GenBank genome assembly. Lineage: Eukaryota; Metazoa; Platyhelminthes; Cestoda; Cyclophyllidea; Taeniidae.
AUGAGCUACGGUCGUUCUCCUCCUCGUAUUGAUGGAAUGGUAUCACUUAAAGUGGACAACUUAGCUUACAGAACUACUGUGGAAGAUUUGCGUAGAAUAUUUUCUCGCUACGGCGAGGUUGGCGACGUGUACAUUCCGCGAAAUCCUUAUUCGAUGGAUAGUCGCGGUUUUGCCUUUGUGAGGUACUAUAGUGAUCGCGAUGCCGAAGACGCCAUACGCGGGAUGGAUGGUCGUAAAAUUGAUGGACGAGAAAUUCGUGUUCAGCGCGCUAUGUAUGGUAGGCCCAACUCUCGCAGACGUGGGCGUUUAUCAACACCUAGACGUAGAAGAUCAAGGUCUUACUCCUCGCGUCGUAGAUCAAAGGAUCGAUAUGACGAUGAUGAUUAUAAGAAAGAUAAAUAUCGUGACAGCCGCUCUCGCUCCAGAGAUCGGUACUAG